GGACUGCCGGAGGCGCGGGGUGACUCUGGGGCAAUGCGAAGCCCGGCGGCGUGCCAUGGGCGUCCCCCGUACCCUGCCAGUGGAAGGUGCAGCCAGCGACAGCUCCUACUGGCCGAGGCAGUGGGCUGUGCCCGAGUCUCCUCCCUUUGGCCAGCUGCAGGCCUGCAACCUGAGCUACACUGAGCCCAUGGCCGCCCAGCAGCUCUUCCGCGCGCUGGUGUCCGCGCAGUGGGUGACCGAGGCCUUGCGGACUCCGCGCGCAGCGCAGCCCCUGCAGCUGCUGGACGCCUCCUGGUACCUGCCGAAGCUGGGCCGUGAUGCCCGCCGUGAGUUUGAAGAGCGCCACAUCCCGGGCGCCGCCUUCUUUGACAUCGAUCAGUGCAGCGACCGCACGUCGCCGUACGACCACAUGCUGCCCAGCGCAGCGCACUUCGCAGACUACGCAGGCCGCCUGGGCGUGGGUGCCACCACGCAUGUCGUGAUCUACGACGGCAGCGACCAGGGCCUCUACUCGGCACCGCGGGUCUGGUGGAUGUUCCGUGCCUUCGGCCACCGCACCGUGUCGCUGCUGGACGGCGGCCUCCGCCACUGGCUGAGCCAGAACCUCCCCGUCAGCUCUGGCAAGAGCCAGCCGGAGCCCAAGGAGUUCCAUGCUCAGCUCGAUCCCACCUUCAUCAAGACCUAUGAUGACAUGCAGGAAAACCUGGAGGCCCGGCACUUCCAGGUGGUGGACGCCCGAGCAGCUGGCCGGUUCCGCGGCACGGACCCAGAACCACGAGAUGGCAUCGAACCUGGUCAUAUGCCCGGUGCAGUGAACAUCCCAUUCACUGAGUUUCUGACCAAGGAAGGCCUGGAAAAGAACCCAGAGGAGAUCCGCCGCCUGUUCCAGGAGAAGAAGGUGGACCUAUCCCAGCCCCUGGUAGCCACGUGUGGCUCCGGUGUCACAGCCUGUCAUGUGGCACUGGGGGCCUUUCUCUGUGGCAAGCCCGACGUGCCUGUAUAUGACGGCUCCUGGGUGGAGUGGUACAUGCGCGCUCAGCCGGAACAUAUUAUCUCAGAGGGCCGAGGGAAGACCCACUGAGGCUAGGCAGGACUGUUCAGCUUAGGUGACACCAGACCACCAGCAGUGCCAGCCCGGUAGCUCCGACUCUGCUUUACCAAAAGAGUGCCUCCUCAUCCAAUUCAGGUGGUGUUUGGGGUGACAGCCCAGGGAACAGGAAUUCCUUCGACUCAUGGGCACCCAGUGGAGGGGGUGAAAGGGUGACCAUGGGAGGGUGCCUUGGGGGAGGGAGGCCAGGCCACAGACCCACCUGUAUGGUGCUAAGCUGGGGCCCACCAGAGAAAUAAAACACCAAGGGUAAAACUCUUAUAGCUCUGAGUAUGCCUCCCUUUCAUGAGAGUUCAGGGGUUUCUACAUACAUGGCAGAGGUUACUUCGGACCUGGGGGAGCCUGUUGUUGCCUUCUAAGUAAUGCUGGGGCCUCAGAGCCCCUGUUCCUGUGACCAGAAUACCCUGUGACAAACUGUCCUCAACCUCUACUCCUGGAGUCUCCCUCUGGCUUCUGGGCCCCUUUGUUUCAUUUCCAUUUUGUUUGUAUGUAUGUGUGUGCAUGCAUGAGGCCAGAGACAACCUUCUCCACUGUUAUUUUUCAAGCACCACCCACACUGUGUUUUGAGACAGGAUCUUCCAUUAGCCUGGAACUGACCAAGUAGGCUAGGCUGGCUAGCCAGUGAGCCCCAGGAAUUCACGUUCUCCAUCUCCCCAGUGCUGGGGUUACAAGCUAGCCGCAUUGUACCUUCCUUGAGCAAUAUGAAGACUUAAAUUGUGCAAUUUACAGAAACUGUUUAGCCUGGUGCUAGACACAGUAAACACCAAAUACUA
Messenger RNA from Nannospalax galili (Upper Galilee mountains blind mole rat), 1881 nucleotides. RefSeq names its product mercaptopyruvate sulfurtransferase (gene Mpst). The transcript is spliced from 3 exons. The coding region runs from base 56 to 1081 and encodes 341 amino acids. Gene Ontology annotation, cellular component: mitochondrion. Lineage: Eukaryota; Metazoa; Chordata; Mammalia; Rodentia; Spalacidae. The record is from RefSeq and is a predicted model, not a curated record. Gene Ontology annotation, molecular function: thiosulfate-cyanide sulfurtransferase activity. Gene Ontology annotation, biological process: transsulfuration.